Molecule: messenger RNA, 2077 nt
Organism: Dipodomys ordii (Ord's kangaroo rat)
Lineage: Eukaryota; Metazoa; Chordata; Mammalia; Rodentia; Heteromyidae
Gene: Azin2
Product: antizyme inhibitor 2
Exons: 11
Coding region: 354-1736 (460 amino acids)
Biological process (GO): negative regulation of protein catabolic process; positive regulation of catalytic activity; positive regulation of polyamine transmembrane transport
Cellular component (GO): cytoplasm
Molecular function (GO): ornithine decarboxylase activator activity; catalytic activity
Source: RefSeq, a predicted model, not a curated record
GGGCGGAAGGCGGGGCGUGGGGUCGGUGGCUGCUGGGCGCGCGGGGCGCAGGCCGCGGGGCCGGAGGCGGGGGGAGCGAGCGAGCGGAGGCGCCGAGGAUCCGGUUCACUCGCUGGGGAGACCUAUGGGCCGAAGCCGUGUAAAUGCGUUUUAAGCAGGGGCCUCGGCUCCGCAACUGCCACUCCUCCUCGGGGUGUUGCACAAGUUUCGAGGUCACCGGCGACCCCCCCUAGCAGCGCGCCUGGCUCUGGCCCCCGCGAAGGAGGACGGGGCUUGUGUGUUGCAUACUUUCUAAGGCGGCUGAGGCGGCAGUUGCUGCCGGGGCUCCAUCCAGCCAGUGGCUCCUGGUCGGCAUGGCAGGCUACCUGAGUGAAUCGGACUUUGUGAUGGUGGAAGAGGGCUUCAGCACCCGAGACCUGCUGGAGGAGCUCACUCUGGGGGCCUCCCAGGCCACCACGGAUAAGGUUGCUGCCUUCUUCGUGGCUGACCUGGGUGCUGUAGUGAGGAAGCAUUUCUGCUUUCUGAAGUGCCUGCCUCGAGUCCGGCCCUUUUACGCUGUCAAGUGCAACAGCAGCCUGGGUGUGCUGAAGGUCCUGGCUGAGCUGGGGCUGGGCUUCAGCUGUGCUAACAAGGCAGAGAUGGAGUUGGUCCAGCGUAUUGGUGUCCCUGCCAGUAAGAUCAUCUACACCAGUCCCUGUAAGCAAAUUGCACAGAUCAGGUAUGCUGCCGAGCAUGGGGUACAGCUGCUGAGUUUCGACAAUGAGAUGGAGCUGGCAAAGGUGGUGAGGAGCCACCCCAGUGCCAAGAUGGUUCUGUGCAUUGCUACUGAUGACUCCCGCUCCCUGAGCUGCCUGAGCUUGAAGUUUGGGGCACCUCUGAAAUCCUGCAGACACCUGCUUGAAAAUGCCAAGAAGAGCCACAUGGAGGUGGUGGGUGUGAGUUUUCAUGUUGGCAGUGGCUGUCCUGACCCUCAGGCCUAUGCUCAGUCCAUCGCAGAUGCCCGGCUUGUGUUUCAAAUGGGUGCCGAGCUGGGCCACACGAUGCACAUUCUGGACCUUGGUGGUGGCUUCCCUGGCAUAGAGGGAGCCAAAGUGAGACUUGAAGAGAUUGGUUCUGUGAUCAAUUCAGCUUUGGACCUAUACUUCCCUGAGGGCUGUGGUGUGGACAUCCUUGCAGAGCUGGGACGCUACUACGUGACCUCCGCCUUUACUGUGGCAGUCAGCAUCAUCGCCAAGAAGGAAAUUCUCCUGGACCAGCCCGGCAGGGAAGAGGAAAAUGGCUCCACCCCCAAGACAGUUGUGUACCACCUUGAUGAGGGCGUGUAUGGGAUCUUCAACUCAGUCCUGUUUGACAACAUCUGCCCUACCCCCAUCCUGCAAAAGAAACCAGCUGCAGAGCAGCCCCUGUAUAGCAGCAGCCUGUGGGGCCCGGCAGCCGACAGCCAUGACUGUGUGGCUGAGGGCCUGUGGCUGCCACAACUACACGUAGGGGACUGGCUAGUCUUUGACAACAUGGGCGCCUACACCGUGGGCACAGGGUCUCUCCUCAGGGGGACCCAGGCCUGCCGCAUCACCUACGCCAUGUCCCGAGUAGCCUGGGAAGCACUUCGAGGGCAACUGCUGCCCACAGAAGAAGACCAGGACGCUGAGGGCGUGUGCAAGCCUCUAUCCUGCGGCUGGGAGAUCACAGACACCUUGUGUGUGGGCCCUGCCUUCACCCCAGCGAGCAUCAUGUGAGCGGGCCUGCUCCCCCCCCCAACCCCCGAACCCCAGCGGGGCCGCGGAGAUGCCUCUGGGAGAGGUGGGGAAGGCAGUGAGCAGGCACCCUCUGGCCAGGACUCUGGUGCCUGCUCUGCUGCCCCCACACUCCACCUGUAGUGUUUCUGCCCUGUAAAUAGGACCAGUCUUACACUCGCUGUAGUUCAAGUAUGCAACAUAAAUCCUGUCCCUUCCAUCCGUGUCUGCCUUCUCUGCAGCGCAAAGGGCCUGGUCAGUCAGGUGUGGGGGUGUUCUUGGGGUCUUCCUUAGUCUCCUUCCACCUUUGUAAAUAUGAAACAAAUAAAUAUUUAGUAGUUUUU